CCUUAACAUCCUAUCCUGAUUCAAAUUCUUCCUGUGUCUCACUUCCUCCUGACAGUCAGUCUUGACACUGAACUGACCAUUUGGUUUUCCUAGGGUAAAAUUCCUUUGGUGAAAGAUUAAAGGUUUUGACGCUGCUGCUGUCAUUGCUUUCUAAAGAUACCGUGAUAUUAAAUCUAAUAGUCCUACAGAAACAUGGGUUAUAUUGCAAACUCUGUGUGUUAUCAGUGUUUCAUAUAUAAAAUUAUGGUAAGAGAUUAUUUUGUAUGUUUUUAAUUAGCAAUAUGUUUUGUAUUAUUUAUGCUCUUGGCUUGAAAUAUUUUGUCCUAGGAAAUGGACAAAACAGUUGUCUCCUCAAACACCAGUGUCCUGCCACAGGCUUGAAGGAGUUUGAAUACCUGUUUCAUUUUAAGAGGGUUUAUUAAAACUACUGUAAAGUAGGACUGUGACCAUGGAAAUCUUAACAGUGCAUUGCCUGUGUGGUUCUGUAUGAAGUUUACUUGUUGCAUUUGCUUUGUUUAACAUAAAAUGCGUGUCAUUAAAAUAAGGGAAACAUAACUAAAUGUACCGGCACAAUUUAACAACAAAUUGACUAAGAACUUGUUAUGUAAUAGCAAUCCUUUGGUGUUUCGCCUUCAAAUAAAUUUUGAUGUUACAUGUGUCAGCACGGAUUGAUCUGCAUAUGAACCAGUCCUUGACUUUUCUUCAAAAAAAUGACUUCUCCUUUACCUUUUUUAGCUUUUGGAUGGUUUUAUCGGUAUGAAGGAAAAUUUCCCACCAUCCGUAAGGUACAAAGUGUGAUAUGUAAAUGUGUUUGCUGUGUGUUUGAAUUUGAAUUCCCCAUUUUUCUUCUUCUCUGUUAUUACUAAGCAUUCUUUAUAGUCAAAUGCUUCUUCUUUUAACAUGUGCACAAAUUAAAAUGCAUUUGAAUUGCACAUGUCUAGGAGUUUGUCCUUUUGAGUACUUUGGACUUUUGAGUUCUACCAGUUGCAGAGGGAAUUCUAUGUCAAUACUUUGCAGGUGUUCACUACAGGUACGCAGUGCAUGUCUUUGUGUUCUCCAAAAGACCUCAAAAUCAUGCAUAUGAAAACUCCAAACAGUACAGGAAAAAAAAAUUGAGUGGGAAUGAAAUACUCAGUUCCCAGUUACACCUUUGCAAAUUUCCCCGUAGGAGAAGUGCUGAAGGCAAAAGGCUGUUAGGCAUGGGCAUCUCACAGAGUGAGCAAAAAAACUGCAGCAAUCUUUACAGUGAUAGAAAAGUUUUCUGUCUCUAGAGAUGCUGCUGAAGUAUUGCAAUUUCACUUUAUCAGAGUUUCAAAUUUGUUCUUGCUGUUGCUUUAUUCUCUUUAUUUCUUUCAAUGUGUCUUAACCAUGUUAUGGGGGUUUGCUGUGGUGCUGUGUGCUUUGGUGUGGGUUUUUUUGGUAAUUAACUGUGCUAGAAUUGAAACAAAGAUUUCUUGUGCCUAGUUCUGAGAACUCAAGGUUUCUGAGGAUCUUUUCUGGCAGAUGAAGUACUUGUGUCACCAUUCAGGACUACUACUUUAACCUUCUGUGUUGCCAGGAUAUGCCUGUUCUCCUUAAUAAAGAAUAGGAAAAGGUGGUACACUCCAAUGCCAUUUUUUAUUGCUAGCAACUGUAAAUCACCAUGGAUCUGUAACCUGUGUGAAAGCCAGUGCAGUCAGGAUUUCUGUCUGAAAAGUCUAGAUGCAUGUUAUGAAAACUCAGUCUCUUAGCACAAACAGGCGGUCUUUUGUAUUGUUGCUGCAAAUACAGCUUACAGAAUGUACAAAUUCCUUUUCAUAUAGUAAUGAAGAUCUUACACAAUUACUGUUGAACUCUGACACACAGUGUGCACUAGAAACUUCAGAAGAUGUAUUUUUAAUCUUUUGCUUUUAGAAAUAUUUUUAAAUCUGGCAGUGAUGAAUUUUCAUCCUACUCCAAAUUGCUAAUUAUUUUUUUGUUGUUUUGUUUUAAAACCAAAAUUUCACUCUGUACUAAAAAUAUCUAUAAUAGGAAGUAAACUGAAUCCAUGGGGAAAAUUGGUGGAAAGGAUGAAUCAUUCUGCUGUAUCUGAAUGCAGUGUAGACAGCUAAGAUUAUCUGAUAUAUGUUCAUCUUCUGGAAGACUUUGGCAUGUGUACUGCUUAGUGUGCCUUUGAGUUCAGUAAUUUUUCAAACAUUGGUACCUAGCAGGUUGAUCUGCCUGAUAUUACAUUUAGUAGAUGGUACUAAAUGUAUUUUCUGAUUUUUUAGUGAAUAAUAUCAACAGGAACAGAGGCUUCAAAAAGACUAUGCACCUUUUCCCUUUGGUUGCACCCUACAUCUAGAAUUUUGGAGUUGCUUUGUGCUAUAUUAGUUAACUCAUCUGGGUAGAUUUUAUCCAGUGCUUGUAGGAGCUACAUGGUCUUUGUGAUGCAGUAUUCUUCCUUGGAAACAAUUCAGUUUCUGAACUGAUCUAAGUCUUUCCUUUAUAAUUCUUUGUUUCAGUUUUAUUAAGGGAUGCAGCGCUGGUUUGAGGACAUGUGCAUGAACCUGUUUUAUGCAUAGACUAUCAACCUAUACAUGAGCGUCUGUCACCUGAAAACAAUUAGUCAUUUACAUAUAUAUAUACAUAUAUAUAUAUAUAUAUAUAUAUAUAUAUAUAAAUACCAAAACAGAGAUUGCAAAUCAAGACCCAACCAAAACUGUUUGAUUUAUUCAAAGUUUUGUGAUUGGCCUGUGUGCCCUAAAGUUUUAACUUGCAGAGGAGAAAAAAAGUCGAAUUGUCUGAUCUCAUCCAACUUAUGUUAAUGGGCAGAGGCCCUCCAAAAAAAGUUUAAUUUCCUGCAAGUUGCUAGGAAAAUGGACUGUAGAUUUUCUUUUAAAAGACCAUCCCCAUACUUGCAUCGACUGUAAUUAAAUUUUCAAGGCAGGCACUCAUGUACCAAGCGUGAAGUUUGUGGUGGUUUUAGUAAACGAUUUUUGUAAAAAAACUUCCCAGAAAGGGAAAGAACGAAAGAAAUCAAAAAGUGAUAGCUUUUGUGAACAGAAGAAGAAUAAAAAGGAAAUGGAGUUUGAGCAAAAACUUGCCAAAGAGAAAGAAGGAAUGUUGGAGAAAGAAAAACAACUGAAAAUAAAUCGUCUUGUGCAAGAGGUAUCUGAGACAGAAAGAGAGGACCUGGAAGAAUCGGAAAAGGUGCAGCACUGGGUGGAAAGACUUUGUCAAACACGGUUAGAACAGAUUUCCUCUGUGGAGAAUGAGUCUCCUGAGCUGGCAAGUGGACGUCCUUCUGCUUCGCCUUCUGCCACGUCAAUGCGGCGUUUUGCCGGUGGCCUGCAGCUUCACACCACAGAUCUCGAUGAUAUAAACUUAGAUGAAGUUGACAAGCCUAAACAACGCGCGCCACCACCUCCACCACCACCACCCACAGUUACUCCAGCACCACCACCUCAUCCACUUCCUCCCUCAAACGUCCCACUCUCCAGAGGUCCAGCCCUGUCCGUAACACCAGCUUCCCAGGUUGUAAGAAACACCUCCCACAUCGGCAAAGUAUCUUCUGUGUCAAGCAAUCCGCUGCAACUUGCUCCAAGUCCACCUACCCAACGUCAUCCAGGGGUACCAAUAGUCUCUAAACCAGUUAUGCUGCAUCCUGACCCAAACUUUAUGGUCAGGCCAACAAUCAAAUCAGAGGCCCUGGUAAGCCCUUUGAUAUUUUUCUUCUGAGUGCUCCAGUACUUUGGGGGGUUGUUUGUGACACAUCCUCAAAGAGUCAAUGCUUGUCUCAUUUCCUGGUAACUAAAAUUCACGUAUUUUCAAGUGAUCAGUAAUGGUAAGUACAAUAGAGUAUUUUUCUGUAUUUUUCCCAUUAUCUAAAAACCACUUUUAGUGACAAUUUCAUACAAGGGUGCAUAA
Molecule: messenger RNA, 3888 nt
Organism: Corapipo altera (White-ruffed manakin)
Lineage: Eukaryota; Metazoa; Chordata; Aves; Passeriformes; Pipridae
Product: harmonin-like
Exons: 5
Coding region: 3043-3699 (218 amino acids)
Source: RefSeq, a predicted model, not a curated record